Molecule: messenger RNA, 6195 nt
Organism: Zophobas morio
Lineage: Eukaryota; Metazoa; Arthropoda; Insecta; Coleoptera; Tenebrionidae
Product: mitogen-activated protein kinase kinase kinase 11-like
Exons: 11
Coding region: 372-3431 (1019 amino acids)
Biological process (GO): signal transduction; protein phosphorylation
Cellular component (GO): cytoplasm
Molecular function (GO): protein kinase activity; protein binding; ATP binding
Source: RefSeq, a predicted model, not a curated record
GCUCAGUCGGUAAGUUCUUGAAUUUGAAGUGUCCGCUGCAGGAGGUGGUUAAGAAAAAAACAUGGCCGCAGUUGUAAGUAGUUGUGACAGUCGACGAAAAUAAAGUAAAGCAAAAACAUGUAAAUAAAAAAAGUGGUGUUUUGUGUGCGGUUAGGUAUCGGAACAAAUCAAUGGAGGCGUGUUUCUCUCACAGUGUUGGUAACUAUGUGAAAAAGUGGGUGCUGUUUUGGAUGUAUGUUGUGUUUGGUGACCACCUGGCUCUGUCUUCGCUGUCAACCGGGCCUUAUCAUUCAAAAUAAGAUGGGCAGUGUUUAUUUUACAUGGAAUUAUUCAAGGAGUGUCACGUUGAACUGACUUGACGAUCUCGACGGAUGCCUCCGUUGGUGGAGCACUACCACUUCCUGACGUCCAUGGAACCGCCCCGCAAUGGAGACAUGGUCAGCUCGGUUCAUGUGGGCGAGCGAACGCACCGCAGCGCCAACCCCAUCACGCCGACGUUGUGGACGGCUCUCUACGACUACGACGCCCAGGGCGAGGACGAGCUCUCGCUGCGUAAGGGUCAGAUUGUGGAGGUGCUGUCCGAGGACGCGAAGAUCUCGGGCGACGAGGGCUGGUGGACCGGCAAGAUCGGCGACAAGGUCGGCAUAUUUCCGUCGAACUUCGUCGCGUACGACGACCCGAUCAACCACGUCAACUCGAUCAUAGCGGACAUCCAUCCGAUCGAGAUCGACUUCGGCGAGUUGGAGCUCGAGGAGGUGAUCGGCGUCGGCGGUUUCGGGAAGGUGUACCGCGGCGUGUGGAAGGAACACGAGGUGGCCGUCAAGGCCGCCCGGCAGGACCCUGACGCUGACGUUUCGGUGACGCUGGAGAACGUCGUCAAGGAAGCGAAACUCUUCUGUCUGCUGCAGCACGUCAACAUCGUGUCGUUGGAGGGCGUCUGUUUGCAGGAACCGAAUCUGUGUUUAGUGUUAGAAUAUUGUCGGGGUGGUUCGUUAAAUAGAGUGCUGGCGGGGAGGAAGAUUAGGCCGGAUGUCUUGGUCGAUUGGGCUAUACAGAUCGCAAGGGGGAUGGACUAUUUGCAUUGCGGUGCACCCAUUUCACUCAUUCAUCGGGACCUGAAAAGUUCUAAUGUUCUCCUUCGGGAGACGAUAGAGAACGACGACCUGCAGUUCAAAACCCUGAAGAUAACGGACUUCGGUUUGGCUCGCGAGGUGUACAAGACCACGCGGAUGUCACAGGCGGGCACGUACGCCUGGAUGGCGCCCGAAGUAAUCAAGAACUCUACCUUCUCGAGAGCGAGCGACGUGUGGAGUUACGGUGUGGUCUUGUGGGAGUUGUUAACGGGCGAAACGCCAUACAAAGGCAUCGACACCCUGGCCGUAGCGUACGGCGUCGCCGUCAACAAACUCACCUUGCCCAUACCCAGCACGUGCCCGCAACCUUGGAGGGAACUGAUGGAGAAAUGUUGGAAGUCCGACCCUCACCACAGACCCACUUUCGAACAAAUCCUCCAGGAUCUAGACAUAAUAGUCCACUCAGCGUUCACCCAAACACCGCACGAGAGUUUUCAUAUAAUGCAAGAUGACUGGAGACAAGAGAUUGAAGAGGUCCUCUUAGAACUUCGCAGGAAAGAGAAGGCAUGUAAAUCAUUUGAAGAGGAGUUGCGUUGCAGGGAAGAGGAUCUCAAUAGGGCUCAAAUGAAACAGAGGCUGCACGAGGAACAACUGCGGCAGAAGGAGCAGGAGUUGCAGGCGAGGGAAAUCGACUUGUUAGAAAGGGAAUUACAUUUUAUGAUAAAGCAGCAGACCCCUACCCCUAUUAAGAGGAAAGGAAAAUUCAAGAGGUCGAGGUUAAAACUGCUGAAGAAGGAACCCGGAAGCAACAUCAGCUUUCCUUCGGACUUUCGACACACGAUAACGGUACAACAUAGCACUUUAGACCAUAAAGCCAUCACUGGGGUAAUUUCACCGCAUAGUCCUCCAGGAUCGCCGGCCAUCGCCAGGCUAAGAGCGAUAGCACUACCAGCGGACGGCGUAAAGGGGAAAACGUGGGGUCCUAGCACGUGCCACCAGCGCGAACGGGGCCAGAUAACGAUGCUCAGGCCGGCGCCGAACAGGAGCGCGAUCUGGUCGAAAAGCGCCCCCAAUCUGGACAAGACGAGGAGCACCGUGCUGAGCCGGCCGCCUCACGACAUAGAUUUCAUUCCGCCUGAAGAUUGGGGCCCUGAAUAUCCCAUUCCAGGAACGAUUAGGCAUAACGUGCCCAUUCCCACUCUGUACAGUGCGGACGGUCAAAGGUUGAAACCAAAGUUAAGUAUUGUGGAAUUAGUUUUGUACAACAUCGCUGCCAUGUUAGCGGGAGUCGCCUCAGGUUAUGACGUAAGACUGUCGAACGUGUCGCCGUUACAUCCAAGGCUGCAACCAAACAGGCCGGAAAUAGUGGAUCUGCCCGCCUGGCGUCCCAUCGAAAAUCAAGACUACGAAUACUCAACGACAUCAGGCUACAGCCAUAACACGUACCACGGCCCAACUCGGCACUACCGACCCAUGCUGACCGGCUCGCAACUCAUCACCCUCCAGCACGAAGAGCAGCGUCCCCUCCGCUUCACCGACUCGCCGCAGCACCACCCGCCCAACCCCUCUCCGCGCCGGAAGUCCAGCUCCACUAGCAACGACGGCUCCGAGCUGUACCCGCCGUACGACCGGACGGCCACAAUCUACGUGCCCGGCGACUACCAGGGCGACGCGCACUGCCCGGGCUGUGCGGGUCGGUCGGACCCUGCCGUGGGCUACCACUACGGCCACUACCCCCCGGACCAGUAUGCGGGCUACAGCUCCGAGUACAGUGGCACCACGAUGUACGGCUACGGCACUGAUUACGCGUACGACAAUCCGAGUAGUGUCAGCAGCCACAGCGGCUCGCGGACGCCGCAGCGGCUGCCGCAGGGCCACAGGCGGACUCCCUCGAACGUGUCGAACAGCUCGACCGCGACCAGUGGCUCGAACGUGAACCCUAGUUUUAAGUUGGAGGACGAGGGUAGCUACUCGAGCUACCUGCGGCGGCCGUACGAACUCGACUACAACACCUUUUCGCGACAGAAUUCGCAGGACUCGAAUUUUGAGCGGCCGACGACGUUGGAGACGUCGGGAUACACGAAGCUGCGGUCGAGUCUGAAGAGAAACAAUUACCAGGCGGGGCAGGGACACUCGGGGGGAAACACCCCAACGAACCCGACUCCGCCGGAUAGUUUAACGAGCGACGAUAGUUCGUACGUGUCAGCGAAAGAUAGCAACAGUUCGGUCAGUCGGGUGAGAUUUUCACCUACCACGUUGAUAGAUCUACCGGUUCCGGGGCAGAAUCAAGAUCCGACGGUUCCGUUGCAGGCGAGGAGAGCGAGGAAGCCGCUGGUGGAGAAGGAGUUUUGGUCAUAACAUUUUGUGUAUAUUGUGUAGCGCGAUGUGGCUUACGUAAUUUUCUUGAGGUUUUUGAGGGUUAACAUCGGCUACAUUGAGGAAUUUAUUGUUAGCAAUAUUGAGGUAUUUAAUACUAGCCAAUAAAGUGAUUCGUGUGAUGUUAAGGGAUGGGGAGCCUGUUCGUUAACAAAUCGAUUGCUUGAUUUUACGGCUAAUUUUAUUCAUAUACGACCAAUACCAUUUCCAAAAGGUCUGGCGCAGUAGGCCGUAAUUUGGGUAAUUCAUCUCCUCUAGCACCGACUUUGUGAUGAAUAAUAUACUAGAGGACGUUAAUUACUUAAUAUUUCAAAGAACCAGAUAUGAAUAAAAUCAAUGAUAGCAGUAAUGAAUUACAGCGCCAUCUAAUUUGGCGCAUAAACAGUAAUAUGGCUUUGGGUUUACAACUGAAUCCCAAUUUUGUAUUUAUCAUUCUUUGACAAUAAUGGUUAAAACAAAAAUAUAAUUAUUUAAACUGAACAUUUUCUCAGUUCAGUUCAUUCAGUUUUUUGACGUAUGAUAAUAUGAAUAAUGAUGGAGUAGUGUUACGGGCCAUAGAAGACAAAACGAUCAUCGAUGUCCCAUCAAUUUCAGUUAACUGAAAUUGUUACUUGUAUUUAAUACCAAAAUAAAAUUGACUAAAAAAUAUUUUACAAUUUAUUUUUUUAAAUAAUAAAAAAGACAAUAGUUUGCAAUAUUUUUUUCUUAAAAUAUUUCAAAUUAUUGUCUUUUUUAUUAUUUAAAAAAUGAACAUCGGCUGUGCUUACAGAUUAUUGUUUCUAAUAUUCUUUUUGAAAAUAACGUGUUUUUACUGUGUAAAAUAUAGACAUAGAGAAUGAAACACCGCUAUUAUGUUCUAUAUUGCAAUUUAAAAGUUAACUCGAUUCGUCAAUCAUUUUAUAAGCUUUUAGUGGAUAUCAGUCAUAAGCUUUCAUAUGCUGAACAUAAAUCUUCCACUAACUGAAAUAGUUUCCAAAUUUAAAUUUCUAUGAUUAUCUAAAAUUCUUACGUUUUUGGGGAAACGAUACUGUAUGAAUAUUUAAUAACUGAUGUGAUGUGAUGUCUAAAAUAAUAAAGGUGGAAAAUAUCAAAAACUACCACUGUUUUCUACUGUUACCAGCGUCUCUAAGCUAGAUGACCAACAUAUUAUGAUAACUCUGUCACAAGCUCCAAAAAUGAUGCAGAAACAUAAUUUUUUUAUGAACAGCAAAAAUCAAAUUUGUCAGUGCACUUGCGUAAUUUUUUAAUUAUAAAAAAAAACAGAUGAUUUCAAAAUAGUAAUGCAAUCAGUUUUAUAAACGUUGUAAUUAACUAUAGUUUUCGUAGGGACGAUACUAAGAGAAAAAUACUCAUUUAAGGCAGAUAUCAAUUGCUGUGAUGUAUUAUGGAAAAGAAGAUGGCGCUGAAAUCGAAAUUGUUUGGUAUUAAUUUUAAUAACAUCGACAGAAAUGACAGUUUCAUUUUCAUUAUGUGACUCCAUUUUCCGUAACUAAUUUUGGCUGUGGACUCGUUAGAUUUACAAAUCAAAAAUUGAAAUAACACACGCACGCAUUCCAGCUUGCAUUUAUUUCUCUUGGAUGUAGCAUAAAAAUGUGUUAGUGUCAUUUCUGGUGAAACUGACUUCAUCACGAAUUACAAAAGGCAACGCAUUUUGAGAAUCGAGCAGUCCCCUCCUUAAGUACACUUAUAUAUUCCUAGUCUAAUUGUGUAUAUUUAUUAUAUUUUAUAAUUAAACGGCAGAUGUUAACUCUGUACAAUGCGUAUUUUGGCUGUAAAUUUUUAUGGUAUUUGUAAUAAUUAUACGUAUGUUGUUUUUCGAAGUGGCCAAUAGAUCCCACCUUCGUGUGAUCUCUUGGCCAAUAUUCUGCUCAAGUCACUGUAUUUAGAAUAUCAGUGAAGACUCACAAACUGAAAUCAACAUUUCACAAUCCAUAGUGCCUGAUUAUGCAGCUUAGACGUACAAGUGAUAAAAACAUUAGUCAUUUUGGUGCAAUUUACUUAAAUAUGAUGCAUGGUUUUAAUGAUUUAGGUUUGUCGUAAAGAAAAUAUAAAAUCAUAAUAUUGCUGCCUUAAAGUAUUGAAUAGAAAAAAAUUAUCAUUAUGUGUAAAUUUUAUACCGGCGAGGUGGUGGAAGUUAACAGUUUGAUUUUUGAUGUCAAAACUUUUGUUCAAGUAGGAUUCUAUAAUGCGGUUGUUUGACUUUACUGAAAAAGACUGGCUUUAAACAUUCCAAGUAUAUCAAGUCUGGCUUUGCUUAGUCAUAUGCCCUGUUGAUAAUUAUUGUAAAUGAAACGACCAAUUUUAUUAAUUUGUAUAAAUGAAUAACAAGAUUUUAUUAAUUAACGUACUCAGUUCUUAAUGUUAGUAAGGGAAAAAGUAUUAUAAUGUAUUAUAUUGUCAGUGGAACUUCCUCCUAACCGUCGUUAUUUUCAGUUAAAAGGAAGUUUCACGUUAUUUAAGUACAUGUGGCCAUUGUAUUUUUAACAAUUACGAGGUUCAGUAUUGGAUAAAUUGUACAUAAAAUAUACAUACCGUAGAUUUUAGUUCAUAACACGUGGCUUCCACAAUGUGAAAAUCAUGUUAUAUUUAUUAAAUGAAAGAAACUUAUGUAUCAUACAUUCCAAAUUUCUUUUCACAAGAAACUAUUACUUAAUACUCAUUUGUGUGAAUUGUAAACGACUCAAAAUAGAAUUUAUAAAACUAAUGUCUUUUCUUGGAGCAAAGAUUAAUAAAAUCACUACAAGUA